AUGGCCGCGGCCACCUCUAACCCCUACCUCCCCGGCAACGGCAUCCUGGCGGCCGGCUCCAUCGUCCACGCGGACUCAGGCGGCGGCGGCGGCGGCGGAGGCGGUGGCAUGCAGCCGGGCAGCGUGGCCGUUACCUCGGUGGCGGGAGGCUACCGCGGCGACCCGGCGGCCAAGAUGGUCCAGAGCGACUUCAUGCCAGGCGCCAUGGCCGCCAGCAACGGCGGCCAUAUGCUGAGCCAUGCCCACCAGUGGGUGACAGCCCUGCCCCACGCCGCCGCCGCUGCCGCCGCCGCCGCCGCAGCCGCCGCCGAAGCGGGCUCGCCCUGGUCCGGCAGCCCCGUGGGCAUGACGGGCAGCCCCCAGCAGCCGCCGCCGCCGCCCGACGUCAAGGGCAGCGGCGGGCGCGACGACCUGCACUCGGGCGCGGCGCUGCACCACCGACCGCCCCACCUGGGCCCCCCGCACCAGGGGCACCCGGCGGCCUGGGGGGCGGCGGCGGCCGCCCACCUGCCCUCAAUGGCCGGCGGGCAGCAGCAGCAGCAGUCGCUCCUCUACUCGCAGCCCGGGGGCUUCACGGUGAACGGCAUGCUGAGCCCCCCCCCCGGCGGGCAGAGCCUGGUGCACCCGGGGCUGGUGCGCGGCGAAACGCCGGAGCUAGGCGAGCACCCCGGGCACCAUCACCACCACCACCACCAGCACCCCGGGCACCAUCCGCCGCACCACGGCGGUGUUAAUAGCCACGACCCGCACUCGGACGAGGACACGCCGACCUCCGAUGACCUGGAGCAGUUCGCCAAGCAGUUCAAACAGCGGCGGAUUAAACUGGGCUUCACCCAGGCCGACGUAGGGCUGGCGCUGGGCACCCUCUACGGCAACGUCUUCUCGCAGACCACCAUCUGCCGUUUCGAGGCCCUGCAGCUUAGCUUCAAGAACAUGUGCAAGCUGAAGCCUUUGUUGAACAAGUGGCUGGAGGAAGCCGACUCCUCCACGGGCAGCCCCACCAGCAUCGACAAGAUCGCCGCCCAGGGCAGGAAGAGAAAGAAGCGGACCUCCAUCGAGGUGAGUGUCAAGGGGGCCUUGGAGAGCCACUUUCUGAAAUGCCCCAAGCCCUCCGCCCAGGAGAUUACGAACCUAGCGGACAGCCUGCAGCUGGAGAAGGAGGUGGUCAGGGUUUGGUUUUGCAAUCGGAGGCAGAAAGAGAAACGGAUGACCCCCCCGGGGAUCCAGCAGCAGACCCCCGACGAUGUCUACUCCCAGGUCGGCACCGUCAACUCCGACACACCGCCCCCUCACCACGGACUGCAGACCAGCGUGCAGUGA
This is a messenger RNA of Indicator indicator, 1320 nucleotides long. RefSeq names its product POU class 3 homeobox 3 (gene POU3F3). Gene Ontology annotation, cellular component: nucleus. Bases 1 to 1320 code for a protein of 439 amino acids. Lineage: Eukaryota; Metazoa; Chordata; Aves; Piciformes; Indicatoridae. The record is from RefSeq and is a predicted model, not a curated record. The transcript has a single exon. Gene Ontology annotation, molecular function: RNA polymerase II cis-regulatory region sequence-specific DNA binding; DNA-binding transcription factor activity, RNA polymerase II-specific. Gene Ontology annotation, biological process: regulation of transcription by RNA polymerase II; brain development.